GUCUUUAACGUCAAAACAUCACCUUUUCCUCUUUACACUCGCUACUCCCGAACUUGAGACUCCUUCUUUCGGGACCUCGACAUUUCUUUGCAGCAACCCAUUCCAGGCUCGCCUCACUCUUUCUUGGCGCCUCACCACACUCGCUCUUUCUUUGACCAAACUUCGCACGACUUCUUCGUCUGUCGUACCGAUCCCGGGACACGACCUUUCGUACAACCUCUUAUUUUCCUGCUUCUCUACAGAAAAUCACUUAAUUACACCCCGUCACGAUGCGCGUCUCCGCCACUCUUGCUGCUGGCGCCCUCGCCGUCAGCGUGUCUGCCCAGAAUUACCUCGGCUUCAACUCGGGCGCCACCAAGGCCGACCGCUCUGCCAAGUUCAAGGCCGACUUCGAGGCCGAGUUCAAGGCUGCGCAGAAGCUGCCCAACGCCCCGGGCAACUUCAACGCCGUCCGUCUCUACACCAACAUCCAGGCCUACUCCCAGGAUGACCCCAUUGAGGCUUUCGAGGCUGCCAUUAAUACCAAGACGUCCAUCCUGCUCGGUCUCUGGGCCUCUGGCACCGAUAACAUCGACAAGGAGGUGUCUGCCCUGAAGAAGGCCGUCGACAAGUUCGGCACCAACCUGACCGAUCUCGUCAUCGGUGCCUCCAUGGGUUCCGAGGAUCUCUACCGUAUCUCUGUCAUGGGUAGGAAGAACAAGGCUGGUGCCGGUAACUCGCCCGACGCCAUUGUUGGCUUCAUCAAGGACUUCAAGAAUGCCUUCAAGGGCACUGCCCUCAGCUCCGUCCCCGUUGGUCACGUCGACACCUGGGACGCCUGGUCCAACGACACCAACAAGGCCGUCAUCGACGCUGUUGACUUCAUCGGUGUGAACGAGUUCCCCUACUACGAGGACAAGAAAGGCAACAGCAUCAACAACGCCAGCCACCUCUUUGACAGGGCCUACGACACCACCAUCUCUAUUGCUGGUGGCAAGCCCGUCUGGGUCACCGAGACUGGCUGGCCCGCUUCUGGCCCCGUCUGGGACGAGGCUGUUGCUUCUGUCCAGAACGCCAAGUACUACUGGAACGAGGUCGGUUGCCGUAAGCUCUUCGGCAAGACGCCCACCUUCUGGUACACUCUCUUUGACUCCAACCCCGACAACACGAUGAAGUUCGCCAUCACCGAGUCUGUCGGCGGCAAGCCCCUCUACGACCUCAGCUGCCCCAAGACCUUCGACGCCGACAAGCCGAAGUCCCAGUCCUCCUCUUCCAUUGCCGCCCAGUCCACCUCUGCCACCGCUUCCCGCUAUAGCAACGCCACGGCCACUGGCAGCGGCUCCGCCUCGGAGACGUCUGCCAUCCCCGGUGGCAACGGCUCUAGUUCUCACUCUGGCUCUGGUUCCCACUCUGGCUCUGGCUCUGGCUCUGGCUCUGCAUCCCCCUCGGGCUCUGCCUCCCCCUCGGGCACUGGCUCUGGCUCUGGCUCUGGCUCUGGCUCUGGCUCUGGCUCUGGCUCUGGCUCUGGCUCUGGCUCUGGCUCGGGCUCGGGCUCGGGCUCGGGCUCGGGCUCGGGCUCUGGCUCUGGCUCUGGCUCGGGCUCGGGCUCGGGCUCUGGCUCUGGCUCUGGCUCUGGCUCUGGCUCUGCAUCCCCCUCGGGCUCGGCCUCUCCCUCGGGCUCCGGCAACGGCUCUGGUGCCAACGGCGGCUCUGGUUCGGGUUCUGCCGAGGACCCCGCCUCCACCGAGGGUACCUCCCCCACCGUCCCCGAGUCCUCGGCCGCCUCGCUCCAGAAGACGGCCGCCGUUGCCGCCCUGGCGCUCGUCGCCGGCCUCUUCACUCUUGCUUAAGCGCCUCGCUUGAGCUCUUGGUGAAGGAGAAAAGCAACAUGUCUUUCAUUGGAUCUUGGAUUCGUGGGUCUCGGUCUUGGUUCUUAGCGGAUCUGGUUUAUUCGAGCUUGUUACUGGGGUUUUUGUACACACAUAGAUGAGCUAUAAUGCAUCUCAUUGCCUACU
Verticillium dahliae VdLs.17 is the source of this 1994-nucleotide messenger RNA. Its product is annotated as glucan 1,3-beta-glucosidase. Gene Ontology annotation, cellular component: cell surface; fungal-type cell wall; extracellular region. Gene Ontology annotation, biological process: carbohydrate metabolic process; cell wall organization. Gene Ontology annotation, molecular function: glucan endo-1,3-beta-D-glucosidase activity; 1,3-beta-glucanosyltransferase activity. The transcript has a single exon. Bases 270 to 1829 code for a protein of 519 amino acids. The record is from RefSeq and is a predicted model, not a curated record. NCBI's taxonomy places the organism in Eukaryota, Fungi, Ascomycota, Sordariomycetes, Glomerellales, Plectosphaerellaceae.